This is a messenger RNA of Drosophila bipectinata, 2622 nucleotides long. RefSeq lists its product as uncharacterized. Lineage: Eukaryota; Metazoa; Arthropoda; Insecta; Diptera; Drosophilidae. The record is from RefSeq and is a predicted model, not a curated record.
UCAUUCGGUCGCGACGCGUUCGCUGUUGUUCUUUUCUUUUUGGCCUUUAGUUAUUUGUUGAGGCGAAAAGAUUUGGGCGCUUGUUUUUCGUUUCUGUGGGAUUUCUGUUAAAUUUUAAUAUCGUUAAAAAGCACUGUUUUGUUGACUUUUGUUGAAAAAAAAUUGUUUAAAAAAAAUCGUGUUUGUUUUUAGCCAAUUUUCGUUGAGUUUUGUGAAAAAAGAUUGUGUAGAAAAAAGAUAUUCGACGAAAUCCCACCAAACGAAUAAUAGAAUACAGCUGAAGCUCAAAUUUUAAACAAAAUUCUAUCCCUGCCCAAUGCAAUCGAUUAUCCCUUGGACUUGGCUCUGAUUGUGCGAGUUUUCAAUUGAAUAGUGUGAUUUGAAAUUGUUGCCCAUAUCCAUUAAACCAUGGAACACUCCAAUGGCCGCCGCAAGCCUAGCCUGGACCAGCCAGAACCACCUCACCCACAGUCCUCGGCAGAGGAGUGGAGUGGCAAGAGGAAGCUCUACGCCAUCGAGGAGCGGGAGGAGAGCUCGCCGGUGACUGUGGGCGAGGGGGAGGCCGAGACGGCUUACGACGCGGACGUGGACGAGCUGGAACAGCCGGGCGGUGAGCGGGAGAUUAUCUACGCGCUGUUCCAGCCCUGGGCUCUCUCCACCUACGGCGAUCAGGCCAAGACCAAGACGAUAACGCUGCGCAAGAAGGCACGCAUCCUGAAGGCUCUGGAGGGCAAGGAGCACAGUCGCCCGGACAGCUCCAAGUUUCGAUUCUGGGUCAAGACAAAGGGUUUUACUACCAACCGUCCCGAUGGCUUCGAGGAGGCACCUGGAAGUCGCCGGAGUCUGAAGCCUCUUCCCACAUCUGCCAUUUUGUCAGAUAAUCCGAGAGAUGUGGACCUAUUUGCUGCUUCCACCAGCAAAGGGUUCGGUCGUCGGACUUACCGCAAAGUGGCAUGUGUGGAGGAGUUCUUCGAUAUCAUCUACAAUGUGCACAUGGAACUGGGCGGACGCAGUGGGAUGCAUGCGGGCCAGAAGCGCACCUACCGCAUUAUAACGGAAACCUAUGCGUUUCUACCCCGCGAGGCAGUAACCCGCUUCCUAACCAUUUGCCCCGAGUGCAAGAAAAACUUGCGCCCCUCCUCGCCCCUGGGGGGUGGAAAGGAGACCGACCUGGGCGGCAAUGAAAGCUCCUCGGAAGUGGAGAACUACCUGAAUUAUUCAUCACACACGGAGAGCUCGCUGGAGGCGGGGCCCACGGCCAAGCGUCGCCGUCAUUCGAGCGCUGACCUCAAGGCCUCGAUGCCGGUGACCGGCGGCUUGGCUCUGGGCGGAAGCGGAGGAGGGAGCGGGGGUGGGAGUGGCAGUGGGACCAUGGUGGCAAGUGGCGUAAGCGAUGUUCUGGGGGCACCACCGCCGAGCCCCAGUCCCAAGCCACUCGGGGCACCGGGGGCAGUUGAAACCACACCGGUUAGCGUGCCCAAAAUUCGGGUCAAGACCCAGCUGCAGCGUCCGUUGAGUCCGCCGGGUGUGGCCAAAGAGUCGGCCCAGGUUCAGUCCCAAACGAGUGUUAGUGGCAACACCAAGGCCAAUCCUCCAUCGCAUUCGAAUUCGAGUCCCCAAAGCUUUGAUGUGCAGCUGUUGAAAUCGCGGGAUAAUCUGCUUCGCUACUAUGACUUCAUGAGACGUUUCUAUGCUGGCGAACAGGUUUUAGCACCGCCCAUCUACGGCAGCAGUCUGCUUCAGAGCCUCAGCUAUCCAACCAGCAUCUCAACCCCAUCAACAACAACCCCUACAGUCCCGACAACCCCUACCACUACGUCUACCAUCACCACCACUUCAGAUUCAGUACUGGCACCACCUCCCAAGGCAUCUUCUCCCGGUCCGAAUCCUGGUCCUUCCGCGUUCAAAACUUCUCCGGACAGCUUGCUGCGUGCUCGCUCUCCGACUGUCUCAUCUGCCACGCCCACCGCCCCUCCCAAAGAUAGAGCCCACACACCGAUCAAUCUAACCAAAUCUUUAUUUUCCAGUUCGAAGACGGGUAACCCGGCCUCCACGUCAACCCCUGUGGCCAGCGGCCCGGCACCGCUUAAGCUUGAGCUUCCCAGUCCGCCCAAGCCGCUGCCGGAGCUGCGAAUUCCUCAGCUGCGUGGAGUGCCGCCAGUGGAGUUGUCUUUGCCGCUGCCACCACUGGACUUGGAGCGAUUGAAGCCAAUUACUUCGACGUAUUUGCAGUUGACGCGCAGCAUGGGACUCAGUGACGAGGAUGCCCUGCGGUUCGAUAACCUGUUUCUUUUUUCUCUGACAUGCUUGGCUUAUAAACGUAACGCAACUAAUGCAAUGCUAACGAGCGAGAAAGACAAUGACAGAAAAAGACACAUGUCGGCAGGACAACAAGUACCACGUUGCUGACUGCUGCACCACCCACCUAAAAGCCCCAAAUCAGUACCAACCACAUACACUUUCGGCCCACCAAGCGCGCUUCCAUCGAGCUGCGCACAAAAUUAUUCAAUAGCUUUUUUACGUAUUUUAAUAAUUUUGCUUUGAAAUUCAAAUUGAAUUUCUCGUUCUGCUUCCUUUGUGUUGCUUUUUUUUAAUUUUUGAUCUCUUAAUGCUUGAAUUACU